This is a messenger RNA of Drosophila novamexicana, 1405 nucleotides long. RefSeq names its product ficolin-2. The transcript has 2 exons. The coding region runs from base 1 to 1155 and encodes 384 amino acids. The record is from RefSeq and is a predicted model, not a curated record. Lineage: Eukaryota; Metazoa; Arthropoda; Insecta; Diptera; Drosophilidae.
AUGUGCCAGAACACUACACAAAUCCAAGCGCCGCUUGUUAAUCAGACGGUUACGGCUAAGCCAAAGUUGACGGAGUUUCAAAUAGAUGCCCACAAGACAAUCAGCAUCAGCAAGGAUGAUCUCAACGACCUGUUGGACGUUUAUAUGGCCAAGUUGGCUGAAAACGCAGCCACCAUUCAGGACAAGGAGAAUGAAAUUAGCCAAUUACAGUCCAGGGAUAAAUCGGAUGAUGAUCAAUUGCAAAAGUACCAGGAGCUGUCGGAAACAUGCAAGGCUCAAAAUAUAUCAUUCACAGCCACAUUAGCCGAAAGGGACGAACAGAUUAAGAGCUUGGAAUCUAAGACCAGCACGUACGGAGCGAGAUUAAAGCGAAAACAGCAUUUGCUAGGUCUGUAUAAAAAACAAAACGAAUCCAACGCGGCAACGAUAAGCGAAUUGAAAGCUAGGGUAAAAGCUUUGGAAUACAGGCUCAGAGAAAGAAAAGAUGACCUACUCGCCGACUGGGAGGCGGCAACGAACAGUUGUCUGCCCUACGGCAAAUCCACGGGAAUUCAUUUGAUACAGCUGCCCGAUUUUCGGCCAUUUUUGGUGCCUUGCGACGGACUCACUGCAGCGGGCGCCGGCUGGACGGUUAUCCAGCGACGCUUCGACGGAUCUGUCAACUUCUAUCGCAACUGGAUGGAGUACCGCAAUGGGUUUGGCAAAUUGAAUGGAGAGUUCUUCAUAGGUUUGGAAAAACUGCACAGAUUGACCACGUUUCAGGCACACGAACUUUAUAUUUCGCUGCGUCUAUUUAAUGGCACUCGACGAUUUGCCUUGUACGAUGACUUUAUUAUCGGCAGCGAGAAGGAGGGCUAUGAAAUGAAAUUGCUGGGCAAUUUUCAUGGCAAUGCCAGCGAUGCAAUGCGCACACAUGACAAAAUGAAAUUCUCAACCUAUGAUAGGGAUCACGACGAGUUCACGCACAUCAAUUGCGCUGAAUACCAUCAUGGGGCUUGGUGGUACGACUUUUGCUCCCGCAGCAAUCUGAAUGGAAAAUACUUUAAAAAGGAAAUGGACAAUGAACAAGGCAUUUUCUGGGAUCGCUGGUAUAGCUUCAAGUCCCUAAAGUCGGUACAAAUGCUCAUCCGGCCAAAGAACGCGCACAAAAAUUAAUUACCUAAGGCUUUUAAUUGACUUUUAUACAAUAUAUCCGAUAUUGCUGUAUUGAGAUAUCUGAAUCUCGAUAUCUGCGCCAACAGAUACAGAUAAGCCCCAAGUCAUUUCCACGCCCAUUUUUUUUGCUGUAUCUCAUUUCGUUUCAUUGCAUUGCGCUUGUGUUUGUGCUUAUUGACACACAAGUCAAUAAUGCAAUUAAUUUCAACAAUUUAGACAAAUCAUAUUUGGCGUGUGCAUUAUUCAGAUG